Salvia miltiorrhiza (redroot sage) is the source of this 1638-nucleotide messenger RNA. RefSeq names its product protein BREVIS RADIX-like. Bases 434 to 1342 code for a protein of 302 amino acids. The transcript has 8 exons. The record is from RefSeq and is a predicted model, not a curated record. NCBI's taxonomy places the organism in Eukaryota, Viridiplantae, Streptophyta, Magnoliopsida, Lamiales, Lamiaceae.
CCCAUCUAUAAAUACCGCAAUAGAACGUCAGACUUUGUUCUCUCUUUUUUGUCUCUACUCCUCAUUUUUGUUUCCAUUUAUGCACACGAGAGAAUACAAAUAUUUCACACACACACACACACACACACACACAUAUAUAUAACCAUCCUUUUCCUUAUAUGUAAACGUGAAAAAUUUUGAGGAGUAGAGAAAGUCCGGCGCCGCCGCCGCCGUGUCUCGCCGGAGAAUAUUCUCCUCUCCGGUUUCAAAUCUGCAUGCGGAGGAGAAUGAGAGAUUCUGAUUGAUCACCUUUUAGGUAAAGGUGGCCUCAAGUUUCUGCCAAAGAGGUUCUAGAGAGAGAAAGAAAAGAAGGUGGUGAAGGAGGGGCUUAGGUAAAAGAGAAAAGAAGAAUAAAGGAUUUGUAUUAGUAGAAAAGAAGAAGAAGGGUAAAAAGAUGUUGACGUGUAUUACUUGCUCAAAGCAAACAACGGAAGAUGGCGGAGAGGAAGCCCCGCGUGGGACGCCCAGUACCAAAGACGCCGUCAAAAGCCUGACCGCGCAGAUUAAGGACAUGGCGUUGAAGGUGUCGGGGAAAGGGAAGCCCGGUGAGGCAGAAGCAAGUUACAAGAAAGGGCAGAGAUCGUAUCCCGACUUUGACACCAUUUCAGAUGCCUAUGCACAGCCAGGGAGCACUAGCUCUACUCCAGCUUGGGAUUUCACGAGCACAGGCCGUCGGCCUGAAUCAAGAUUUUCCUCGGCCCAAGUGGUGCUGGAAGAUGAAGAAGAGCCUAAAGAGUGGACGGCCCAAGUCGAGCCUGGUGUUCAAAUCACCUUCGUCUCUCUCCCUCGUGGAGGGAAUGACCUUAAACGAAUCCGUUUCAGCCGGGAGAUGUUCAACAAGUGGCAAGCUCAGAGAUGGUGGGGUGAGAAUUAUGAUAGGAUAAUGGAGCUGUACAAUGUGCAGAGAUUCAAUCAGCAGGCAAUGAACACUCCCGGGAGAUCAGAGGAUGGAAGAGACUCUAGUUACUCGAGGCUGGAAAGUCCAUCGCUCAACACUCCAACUCCAACUCCGAGGUAUAAAGAAAGCCUUCAAGGUGCGGGGUCAAGUACAGGCGCCCCCCAGAAGAUGUCGUCUGUGGACACGGCCUCCUCAAGAGACGUCUCGGUGAGCAAUGCCAGUGACAUUGAAUCGGAAUGGAUAGAGGAGGAUGAGCCCGGUGUAUACAUCACCAUCAGACAGCUUCUUGAUGGCACUAGAGAGCUUCGGCGUGUCAGAUUCAGCCGUGAAAAAUUUGGAGAGGUGCAUGCCAAGCAUUGGUGGGAAACUAACAGGGACAGGAUACAAACUCAGUAUCUUUGCUAGAACCAAGGUAAGGUGCAUCAGACUGAUAUUAUCUAACCAAAAAAGUUUCCAAGGGGAGGGGGGUGGGGUAUAGUUUGAGGCAGGGUGGGUUUUCUUUUCAUCAGAUUGCGUUGGUAGCUAGCUGUUUUUGCGCGGUCUAAUACGUUGUUUUUUUUUAGAAGUGUAUUAAGGCCAUUAUCCCUCUACAUUUAUUAUUAACUUCCUUAUCAUUAUUUUUUUCUCAAUGCAACCGAGUCGUAAAGUUGUACACUUCCUUUAAGAACAAUAUAAUGAAUGAGCGAAGAUCUAUUAUCAAA